Messenger RNA from Anguilla anguilla (European eel), 3075 nucleotides. It is a transcript of the gene gtpbp3, whose product is annotated as GTP binding protein 3, mitochondrial. The record is from RefSeq and is a predicted model, not a curated record. Gene Ontology annotation, biological process: tRNA methylation; tRNA wobble uridine modification. Bases 334 to 1926 code for a protein of 530 amino acids. NCBI's taxonomy places the organism in Eukaryota, Metazoa, Chordata, Actinopteri, Anguilliformes, Anguillidae. Gene Ontology annotation, molecular function: protein binding; GTPase activity; GTP binding. Gene Ontology annotation, cellular component: cytoplasm; mitochondrion. The transcript is spliced from 9 exons.
UCGAACAGGGUCAGGGGCGAGCUGUGCGUACUAUGUUAGCGACUCUAGAUUCUAUAAGUUUGAAGCUCGUUUUUCUGAAAUACAACAGCAAUUUUUGUGCUUGUGCUCAUUUAGCAUAACUAUCUCUUGAUUCCACGUAAUGAAGUCUGUAGAAAUGAGAUGUAACACCACUCUGUGGCUUGGACGUUGCAUUUAGCUGGCUAGUAACAUACAAUGGUAAAAGUAAUUGACAUUUAGUGCUAGAUGCUAGCUAGCUAUAUGGAUAGCCAGUUGAGUGGAAGUCACACAACCAUAAGAAUUGAAGGGUUCAUAUUGGUACGGAGGGACUGACAAAUGUUCCAAUUUAUUUCUGGAUCGCUGCGGAGAAGGUCGUCCUUCAUUAUAAAGGGAUUAAGGGGUAAUCCAUCGAAGAAUCUGUGCAGCAGUAGCAUUUGUGACGCUGAUACCAUCUUUGCGCUGUCCUCUGGCCAUGGGAGAUGUGGUGUGGCUGUGGUGCGUGUUAGCGGCCCCGCCUCUGGUCUAGCUCUAAGCAGACUGGCAGGCCGGGCACACAGCCGUACUGUUCCACGUACUGCGCACCUUUGCAACUUAGUUGACCCUCGUUCCCAGGAGCUGCUUGACAGGGGACUGGUCCUCUGGUUCCCAGGUCCUCGCAGUUUCACAGGAGAAGACAGUGUGGAGUUUCACAUCCAUGGUGGUCCUGCUGUAAUUAGCGGGGUCUUACAAGCCUUAGGGGGCUUGCCCGGGGUUCGACCUGCAGAAGCCGGGGAGUUCACAAGACGAGCCUUCCAUGCCGGGAAGCUGGGCCUCACGGAGGUGGAGGGACUUGGUGACCUGAUUCACGCGGAGACGGAGGCCCAGAGGAGGCAGGCUCUCCGACAGAUGGCUGGAGACCUGGGUCAGCUCUACCAUGAGUGGAGCCAGAGGCUGAUCAGGGUAAAAGGGCUCCCACUGAGGUCCAUACAGCAUCGCAGCAUAUCCUACCAGUGCCUCAAUUACUGCUUGGCUCACAUCGAGGCUUACAUAGACUUCAGUGAGGACGAGCUUAUCGAGGAUGGGGUCUUAAACCAAGUGGACAUCUCUGUGUCCGAGCUCCAGAAGGAGGUGGAAAGACAUCUGCAGGAUGGGCGGAGGGGGGAGAGGCUUCGCAGUGGCGUCCAGGUGGUCAUUGCUGGAAAGACCAAUGCAGGGAAGAGCAGCCUUCUGAACAUCCUUUGUCAGCGUCCUGUAGCCAUCGUGUCUCCGGUUGCUGGGACCACCAGAGAUGUGGUGGAGACGCAUCUGGACAUCAGCGGCUUUCCCGUCCUGCUGAGUGACACCGCUGGCCUCAGAGACUCCCUGGACAGCGUGGAGAGAGAGGGAGUGCGCAGAGCCAGAGAGAGGGUGGAGCAGGCAGACCUGACACUGGCUGUUCUGGACGCCACGCACCUUCCAACAACGCACCGGGGAGUACCCGACUUCCUCUCGAGCCACCUCAGGACUCUGCUGCCCGGCGGAGAAGACCCGGAGGCUGCCGCGAGGCGGUGUCUGCUGGUGCUCAACAAAAGCGACCUGCUUACCGAGGAGCAGGCGGCCGAAAUGCAGAGCGCCCUGGCUCGGGCGAGAGGUCUGCCCCCUGCCUGCCUCAUGUCCUGCCAGACAGGUCACGGGCUGGACGGCUUCAUGGAGGCCUUGCUAAGACAAGUCAAAGCCCUGUGUGGAGACCCCCUUAGUGGUUCCCCCAGUCUGACCCAGGCCCGUCACCGUGCCCAUCUCCAGCAGUGUGUGCAGUCCCUGGGGCAGUACCACCACUAUCGGGAUCUGGACCUGGCAUUGGCUGCAGAAGGGGUCCGAUUGGCCCUCACCAGUCUGGGCAGGAUCACAGGCAAGGUGGGGGCGGAGGAAAUCCUGGAUGUCAUCUUCAGGGACUUCUGCAUAGGAAAAUAGGCAGCUUGCCAAGGCCCGAACCGAGACCGUGACAUGUGGUGGUCAGUUGAGACGAUUGAAUAUUGUUGGUUUCUGUUUUGGGGAUUGGAGCUAAUAAACAGUCUCAGUUACUGCUUGCCUCUCCAUGAGGACCUCAAUGCAGAACUUGAGGAGUAAGUUGAGUAUUAGCUUUUUCAUUUCAGAAGUGCCUCUUGCGAAAAUGCUAUAAAAGACCUUGCGCUUUGUGUCUUUUGACGUGAGCCAUGCACUCAGUUACGCAGGAAAGGGACUUUUCAGAAGCAGAAGCACAAUGUCCUUUGUUCCCCUGUCAAUCUGGCCUUGAUUAAAUAUUUAUGCUUCCUCGAUGACCCUUUCACCCCUCUUCCCAAGUUUAUUCCUCACUGCUGCCUCUGACGGCAUCUCCUCCUCUGUAGAGCUUGGCUCGGCUCAGCAUGGUGUACCUUCAAACCUUCCUCCAGUUCACCCCAGGGACAUGUUCACAUGUUCUUUUCAUCUGCUGAUUGAUUAAUUGAAGGGCUUUGCAUGAGACAGCUGGUCUAAAAUAAGAACAUGUGUUUGCGUGUUGCUGUACUGGUUACGUUGGUGAUUCCUUGGAAUGCCAGAAAAAACAAACAAUGUGUGGAAUAUCUGGAAUAUUCUUUUGUUGCCUGUGUGAAAUUCUGUUUUGAGCCUUUGAAAUCUUUAUGUAAAGGGGCAUUCCAUAAAUAUAUAAACAAAAUAAAUCCGCAAAUAACAUAAGAAUCCUUUCUUUUGUCAUACUGUAGGUUGUAUUGUGUGUGGUAUUGCAGUUCUUUAGGUCUCUUUGUUAAAUUUUUUUGUGUCAUGCCUGGCCGACUGUCUUUUUUGUAUUUAAAAUAACAAAAUUAUAUCUUAUGGACAAAUAACUCUUAAUACAAUCAUAUGAUCAGUUUUAGAAAUAUUAUUUAAUUAGUGCAUCCCCUUAUUCAGUGGCUGACCAAAAUCCCAUAGGUUGCAUAUUAUAUAUUCAUAUUAUAUAUUUCCAUUUGUACUACUGAAUUAUUUAACUACAUGACCAGGAAAUUGAUAUGUUUGACUUUAAAUGUGUAUUGAUUCAAACUGUGGGUGAAUGUGUUCCCAUCUGAUGUAUAGGUUAAAAAAUAUGCAAUAAAACAAGCAUAACGUUUUUAA